AUGCUAAACUUGUCUGAGAAGACUCAUUUCUUUCGGCAUCACUCUCGCUUUAAGAACGAGUCCGCUUGCUCAAUAGAAAGUGGAGACACCUGUUGUUUUUUUCGACUUUCUUUGCCUUGUGAUUAUUUGUCUUCUACAAUUUUUUCAACUUCAUUUAAACACUGCACAAAUAAUCACGCUUCUUCUUCUUCUUCUUCUUCUUCUUCUUCUUCUUCUUCUUCUUUCCCCCUCUUAUUUUUCUUCCUCCUCCUCCACCUUUCUCCUCUUCUUCUUCUUCACCUCCUCCUUCUUCGUCUUAUUCUGCUCCUUCCUCCUGUACCUUCUUCUUCUUCUUCUUCUUCUUCUUCUUCUUCUUCUUCUUCUUCUUCUUCAUUGAUCUUUUUUCCAACAUUUUCUGACCCUGUUGCUGUUGCUGUUCUUCUUCUUCUUCUUCUUCUUUUUGUUGUUUUCUAUUUCUUUUUCUUCUUUGUCUUCCAAAUAAUUUACUUCCAUGUGAUUUUUCUUUCUUUCAUAUUCGUUUUAUUGUCCUUCCUUCCUUCCUUCCUUCCUCUCAAUUUGAUUUUUACCAUUUUCUUCUUCUUUUUCGUCUUCUUCCUUCCUUCUGCUUUUCUUCCUGCUUUCCUUCCUUCUUUUCCUAAACCUUCUUUAUUUUCAUUCUUUCUUCGCAUUUAUUUCUCCUUUUAUAUUUCUUUCUUGAUCUUUUUUAUCCAUUUUACUUCAUUUUCUGACACCUUUUUUCUUCUCCUCCUCUUUGUACUUAUGUCUUCUUCUUCAUUUUAUUCUUUCCUUCCUUCUUCUCAAAUUUCUUUUCUCCCAUCUUCUUCUUCUUCUUCUUCUUCUUCUUCUUCUUCUACAUGCCCUGUCGCUUCAGGAUGCAGGUGA
Acanthosepion pharaonis is the source of this 882-nucleotide messenger RNA. Lineage: Eukaryota; Metazoa; Mollusca; Cephalopoda; Sepiida; Sepiidae. The record is from the annotation of a GenBank genome assembly.